AUGAAUUCACAAAGAAUUAAUGAAUAUACUUUUUAAAAUACAAAUGAAAAAAUUCAUAUUUUUGGACCUUCUCUAAGUGAAUGUUAUAUGCAAGUCAAAAAUCUAGAAGAUGAAACUAAUAGUUAAAAGAUUGUUACUUUUAAAUAAUAAAAUGAUGUUUUUGUAGUGGAAAAUUGGAAAAAUUAUAAUAUAGAUGUUUGUAAUCCUGCAUAUUAAAUCCAAUUAAACAAAAAAUAGAAGAAUUAGUGUUGUACUAUAUUUUGA
Messenger RNA from Paramecium pentaurelia, 264 nucleotides. The record is from the annotation of a GenBank genome assembly. NCBI's taxonomy places the organism in Eukaryota, Ciliophora, Oligohymenophorea, Peniculida, Parameciidae.